Messenger RNA from Austrofundulus limnaeus, 4340 nucleotides. RefSeq names its product dihydrolipoamide dehydrogenase (gene dldh). The record is from RefSeq and is a predicted model, not a curated record. Gene Ontology annotation, molecular function: calcium ion binding; Notch binding. NCBI's taxonomy places the organism in Eukaryota, Metazoa, Chordata, Actinopteri, Cyprinodontiformes, Rivulidae. Gene Ontology annotation, cellular component: membrane. Gene Ontology annotation, biological process: Notch signaling pathway; multicellular organism development; cell communication.
ACUAUAGUGACACACCAAGGGAAUCAAAGAGGAACGGAGACUUGUUUUCUCUACGUAGAUCCUUUUUUUUUUAGAUUCAACAACUAAAACUGGAAAAACAUUCAAGCGUUGUCUGAACGACGACAGGUUGGAAUUAUUGUUUCCAUCAAGGAUUUUCUUCACGUUUCUUCAAAAGGAGAUUGUUCCGCUGGAAAUUAUUUUAUAUUAAUUAAAACCCUCACAGUUUCAGUGGGAAGUUAAAGGAGAAGGUGACAAACCAGGAAAACUUUCACUUCAUCUUUGUGCUUCAAGCCUCGACUGCGAUUUGAAGGAGAACUUUUAAAACUUUCUUCAUGMGUAUUUGAGGAGCCGAGGAGCUCUCACUGCUCGCUGAAGAGCUGUCAGCACAAUAAUGGGACGCCUGUGUCUGCUCCUGCUUGUCASUCUGGCUUCACUCACCUGCCAGGUUUUGGGCUCCGGUGUGUUUGAGCUGAAGCUGCAGGAGUUUCUCAAUAAGAAGGGGAUCGCUGGGAACGCCAACUGUUGCCCCGGUGGCUCCGCGCACACACAGGGCCACCAGCAGUGCGAGUGUAAGACCUUCUUUCGGGUCUGCCUGAAACAUUACCAGGCCAGCGUCUCCCCGGAGCCCCCCUGCACUUAUGGCGGGGCUGUGACUCCCGUCCUCGGCUCCAACUCCUUCCAGGUGCCGGAGACCAACGCGGAAAGUUUCACCAACCCGAUCCGCUUUUCCUUCAGCUUCACGUGGCCAGGGACGUUUUCACUGAUCAUUGAAGCCCUGCGCACCGAAUCCCUGGACGACCUGACGACAGACAACCCGGAGCGUUUGAUCAGCAGGUUCACCACUCAGCGCCACCUCACCGUGGGGGAAGAAUGGACCAAGGACACGCAAACAGCCGGCAGGACAGAGCUGCACUUCUCUUACCGCUUCCUGUGUGACGAGCACUAUUACGGAGACGGCUGCUCCGUCUUCUGUCGACCCCGAGACGAUGCUUUUGGACAUUUCACCUGUGGAGAGCGAGGAGAGAUCAUAUGCAACUCUGGCUGGAAGGGGCAGUACUGCACUGAGCCAAUCUGCCUCCCUGGGUGCGAUGAAGAACACGGCUUCUGUGAUAAACCAGGAGAGUGCAAGUGUCGUGUGGGCUUCAGUGGACGUUACUGUGAUGACUGCAUCCGGUACCCAGGCUGCCUCCACGGCACCUGCCAACAGCCAUGGCAGUGUAACUGCCAGGAGGGCUGGGGCGGCCUCUUUUGCAACCAAGAUCUGAACUACUGCACACACCAUAAACCCUGCCUUAAUGGAGCCACCUGCACCAACACUGGCCAGGGGAGCUACACCUGCUCUUGUCCACCUGGAUACACAGGUGCCAACUGUGAAAUCCAAGUCAGCGAAUGUUCCGGAAAUCCAUGUCGCAAUGGAGGCAGCUGCAUUGACGAUGAUAACGGCUACAAGUGUACUUGCCCACCUGGUUUUUAUGGCAACAACUGUGAGUUAAGUGCCAAUACAUGCGCAGACGGGCCUUGUCUCAACAGCGGACGUUGUGUGGAUAAUCCCGAAGGUGGCUAUUUUUGCCAGUGCUCAAUGGGAUAUGCUGGUUUCAACUGUGAGAAGAAAAUUGACCACUGCACUUCAAAUCCAUGUUUAAAUGGAGCAGAGUGCGUUGACCUCGUGAACUCCUACCUCUGUGAGUGCCCUGAAGGAUUUUCAGGUCCUAACUGUGAGGUCAUCACUGGUUUUUCUGGAUACUGUCAGUUCUUCCCUUGUCAGAAUGGUGGGACUUGUCAGGAGGGAGUGAAUGGCUACAAAUGUACUUGCCCUCCAGGUUAUACUGGCAAAAACUGCAGCACCCCUAUCCUCCGCUGCCACCACAACCCCUGCCACAACGGCGCCACCUGUCACGAACGCGGCAGCCGCUACAUAUGCGCUUGCGUGCCUGGUUAUGGAGGUCACAACUGCCAGUUCCUCUUACCAGAGAUCCCCCGGGGUUCCCAUCCUGUUGUGGAUGGGACAGAUCGCCAUUUUUUGUCAUCAGAAAAUGGAAACGCUGAAGAAGACAGGGACGAUGAAGGCGGGUUUCCUUGGACGGCCGUGUGUGCCGGCGUCUUCCUUGCACUCGUGAUUCUGAUCAGCUGCUCUGUGCUGGUGGUCUACGUCCGAGUCAAACUGCAAGACCGCCACAGUCACCACAGCGAUAGUGUGCACAGCGACAGCCAAGAGACCAUGAAUAACCUCACAACCAACAACUGCCUCCGGAGUGACAAAGAACUGGGCGGUAUGAUGACAGCAUCAGUCAAAAACACCAACAAGAAGGCAGAUUACCAUUCAGAACUUACGGGGUCACUCGGUGGUCUGAGCGGCAUUGGCAGCCUCAACGGAUCAGAAAAAAAUGGCUUUAAGGCUCGCUACUCCAGCAUUGAGUACAACCUGGUUCAUGAGAUCCGGCCUGAGGAGCUGCUAACUUGUACAGAAGAAGAGCAUCACGAGCCGGAGGCCAAAUGUGACAUCCUGGAUGAGUCCAAAACAGACGAAGUGUUCAGGAAGCGACAAAACAGUGACGCAUCAGAACUAAAGCCAUCAGCAGAGUCACCAAGCUACAGUGAAGCAAAACAUCAACCAUCCACUGAAUUAAACCCUCCUGCAGAGAGUGAUUCUCAGUACCAGACAACUUGUGACGUCAAAUGCCAGUCAAGCACUGAUUGUGAAUACCACAGUGCCAACGACAGCCGGUACCUGUGUACAGCAGACACCAAAUACCAGUCCGUCUAUGUCAUUUCAGACCAGAAAGACGAAUGUAUCAUUGCCACAGAGGUAUGAUACCAGUUUUUCGUGGCUGAUGGCGAUUUACGCACACCAACCCCUGAGCAGUAGAGCUCAGUUUGUUUCUGGGAGGUUUUACUCCUGCUGUUUGCUGCUCUUCCCUGGAAGUUCCCAGAGGACCUUGAGCCAAGGUGCUGAUGAGCCACUGUAGAGUCAGUGUUUUGCUCAGUGAUGACUACAUUAAUACGGGUCAACUCUAAAAUACUUUUGACCUUCGAUGGAUGUAGAUCUGUUGAUCAUGCUAUGGAUGAAGCAUCGCAACAAAGUGCUUGCUCUCGCACUGUCAUUGUACAGAAACAGCACUGACCUAGAGCUCAUUCAGUCAAAGACUGCUGGAGAACUGAUGAAGAGCUCACUGAACGUCUCUUGUGGCGCUGGAAGAUUUACGGCUCAUAACAGGAUGAAGUGUUCUCUCCUGAUAAGCAGCGGAGCUAUGGCUUGGAUGUUGACCGAUGACAUUGUUGCGUACGGUUAGCGUGCCAACUGAACGAACAGUGUAGUACCUUCAGGAUGCCGAAAAACCCCUUAAAGUACUGCUGUAGUACUGUGUUGUGUAAAAAAAAAUCUGUCAUGGAUUUCAAACGUUUUAUGUUCUGCGCAGUGCUGCAGAGUAGAGUUGUGGAGCUGUAACCCUCACCAAAUCACUCAACAAAAUGUCACGUGGAGCUUUUCUGACAAGACUACUAACUGUUUUAAUCCACCUUUAACUCUACAGCACUGGCAAAGUUGGCUGAGCUGGUUCUCAGCAGGAAACAGAGAACUGAAAACUCCAGUAGUGACUGCAGAUUGAUCCAACGUGGAUUCUGUUGGGCCAUACUGGCCUCUGAGAGUUGGGAUGAACAGGGCGAUGGUUUGGGCAGAGCAUCCUAAGAAACACUUUCGGCAUUAGAACACUAAAAAAAUUGAAUAAAUAAAAUCAAACAAAACAAAAAUGGGAUUUUAUUUUUAAAUCAUGUGUUAUGAAUGUUCUGUACAUUUCAGUCAGUUUAAUAUGGUUUUGCUUCAAAACUGACCGUUUUGUUUUUAUUUCCUGACCUCCUGAUGAUGCUGUUGUUUGACCAAGAAGACCAAGCUCUAAAAGUCUUAACUGCCAAGACCUCAUUGCACUAUAGAGGUGUGUGUGUUUGUGUGAAUGUGUGUGUACAGAGGACGUAAUGCUUAUAUGCACUGCCCACACCUGCAGUCUUCCACAAUUAGCCGAUUCAAGAACACCGUCGCCCUGCCAUCCUUUGGUUAAGAUGUUCCCUUUUUUUAAUGUUAUUUGUUAUCUAAAGAGGUUAUUCUUUUAAUUUAAUGAUGUAAUUAUUUGUGCUACAUUUUUAUUGUGUUGUUCUUGUUAAGUCUGUUAUAAUUUAAGUUGUUUUUUUAUUUGGAAGGUGACGUAUGUAUGCGAGCAUGUAUGUGUUAGGCACUUGAGACCACUGUGACUGUGUUGUAUUUAAAGAGAAAAGUUGUAUGUACAAAGCCUGUCAUUUUUAUUACUGGAAAAAAAUAUUUUUCCAAAAUAAAAGAUAAAUGAAAUCUA